AUGGGGGAGUGGAUUGUUGGAGCUUUCAUCAACCUCUUUGGAAGUAUUGCAAUAAACUUUGGGACCAAUCUUCUCAAAUUAGGGCACAAUGAGAGAGAAAGACAUUUACAUGGAAAUGAUGGGGUAAAUGGAAAGAUGACUCUGAAGCCUAUUAUAUAUUUCCAGAGUUGGAGAAUUGGUAUCAUAUUUUUCUUUCUUGGAAAUUGCCUUAAUUUCAUUUCCUUUGGAUAUGCUGCUCAGUCACUUCUUGCCGCAUUGGGAUCUGUUCAGUUUGUAUCUAACAUUGCCUUUGCUUACUUUGUCUUGAACAAAAUGGUGACAGUGAAGUAUGCUAAAUUUGAACCGAGACUACUGUUUAAUUUUUCCUUUUUCACCAACUCUGUUUUAGUGAUGUGA
Sphenostylis stenocarpa is the source of this 396-nucleotide messenger RNA. The record is from the annotation of a GenBank genome assembly. NCBI's taxonomy places the organism in Eukaryota, Viridiplantae, Streptophyta, Magnoliopsida, Fabales, Fabaceae.